AUGGCCAGAUACCACACAGACUGCAUAGAGAGACCUUUACGCAUCUGUUUUGAGAUGAUGGGCGCUUUUAUUGGAUCUCAUCCCUGGUGGUUCCUGACUGCCCCCCUUAUUCUGUCGACAGGUUUGGGGAGUGGGUUCUAUUUUCUCAAGGACAGGAUGUCCAACAAUAUCGAAGACCAGUUCACACCAGUUGAUGGACGAGCCAAGAUGGAGAGGAAAUACAUCCAAGAAACGUUUCCAGGAAAUGAUUCCAUGUUUUCCAGUUUAAGGAUGAGCACAGAUGGGAAUUAUGCAACACUCAUAGCUACGAGUGACAGGAAUAUUCUGACAGUGGAGUCACUUCAGGACAUCCUAGAUUUGGACCUUAAAAUUAGGAGGAUGGCAGUGCAGUUUGACAACCAGUCAUUUGAAUAUGUGGAUGUUUGUACAGUAGUGAUGGGAUCCUGCACUUCUAAUGACAUUCUAGAUAUUAUUGAAUACAACGCCAAUAAUAUAGACAUUGUCAAUUUGACGUUUCCGUGGUAUCACACUGACCUUAGGAGUAUUCCCUUACAUUUAAGUUUGGGAAGUGUUAAAUUGAAUAAAGAGGUCGUUGAAAGUGCUAAAGCAGUACAGCUCCAUUAUUAUUUACGAGAGGACAACAAAACAAAAACAGAUUUGUGGUUGGAAAGCUUCAUACAUUUGGUUGCAAAUGAAUCAUCAUCUUCCAUUCAGGUGUCAUACUCCACUUCCCUGUCGAUGCAGUGGGAAUUUGAGAGAUCUCCAGCUUCAGUCAUCAGUUUAUUCUCCAUCACCUACGCCAUUGCUAUUGCAUUUUCUAUUCUAUCAUGCUGGAGGUUGGAUAAUGUGAGGACGAAGGUGUGGGUGGCAUCCUGUGGGGUGCUCUCCACAGGUCUAGCAGUCCUGAGUGGUUUUGGUGCGCUGUUGUUGCUUGGACAACCUUUUGUCAUGACAGUUGCCUCCUGCCCUUUCAUGAUAUUAGGUAUUGGACUCGACGACAUGUUCAUCAUGAUCUCCUGCUGGCAGAGGACCCGAGUUCUAGAUAGCGUUCCGGAUAGGCUGGCUGACACCUACAGGGAUGCCGCUGUCUCCAUAUCCAUCACCACCCUAACCGAUGCUCUGGCUCUCUUCCUCGGCUACAGCUCGCCCUUUGGCUCAGUCCGAUCCUUCUGCCUCUACGCUGGGAUCUCUGUUUGCUUCUGCUAUUUGUACAGCAUCACUUUCCUGGGGGCUUGCAUGGCUUUGAACGGACGGAGGGAAGCAGAGAACAAACACUGGUUCACCUGUGCCAAAAUCCCAGAGGAUUUACCGCCCACAGAUUCAAAAAGCUUCAGUAUGUGUUGUGUUGGAGGGAGCUACGAUCGAAUCACUGAAAAGGAGGAAACAGAGCCCAUGAGUCAAAUCUUUGAGCGGUGCUAUGGCCCCUUUCUCACCCACAAAUUGAUUAAAGCAUGUGUGAUUGUAAUCUAUACUGGUUAUCUGGCUGUUAGUAUAUAUGGUUGUUUUAUCUUAAAAGAGGGACUCGAUAGAAGAAAUCUGGCUCUGGAUGAUUCCUACAUCAGUAAUUACUACAACACUCAAAGGCAACACUUUUCUGAAUAUAGCUGUAACGUGAUGGUGGCAGUGAAGCAGCCCUUCCCCUAUUGGGGUGAGGAUGAGCAGAAGCAUCUCUUUUCAUGCAUUUCAAAUUUUGAAAACUUGAAUUAUGUAAAUGGCACUUUUGGUUGGUUUCUGUCCUUUCAGCAGUAUGCAAACACGACUAAUCUUAGCAUUCGUUCACAAGAAGCUUUCCAAACCCAUCUGCCCCAUUUUUUAGAACUCAACUCCAUGUUCAGACAGGACAUCAACUGGACCGGAGACAAUCAGAUUCAGGCCUCUCGCUUUUUCAUUCAGACACUGAACAAAACCACAAUGGAGGACAUGAUGAGUGGACUCAGGGAAACAGCAGAAGAGUGUCCAGUUGAGCUUCUGGUUUAUCACCCUGCUUUCAUCUACUUUGACCAGUAUAUUGUUAUUAUGGGCAACACUAUUCAAACCAUUCUGGUGGCUGUGAUUGUGAUGCUAGUCGUCUCACUCAUCCUGAUACCCAGUCCCCUUUGUUCCAUAUGGGUGGCUUUUGCAAUUUGCUCAGUCACUGUUGGCGUGACGGGGUUCAUGUCUCUGUGGGGUGUACACCUGGACUCCAUUUCUACGAUCAACCUGGUCAUGUGCAUCGGUUUCUCUGUGGAUUUCUCAGCACAUAUUUCUUACUCAUUUGUCUCCAGCCCCAAGAGUGACGUCAAUGAGAAAGCUAUUGACGCUCUGGCCCGUUUAGGGUAUCCAAUAGUGCAGGGAGCAUUGUCUACUGUUUUAGGAGUCGUGGUGCUGUCCAUGUCUGGGAGUUAUAUAUUUAGGACUUUCUUCAAGAUUGUGUUCCUUGUGAUUACUUUCGGGCUGCUUCAUGGCUUGGUGUUUAUUCCAGUAUUUCUGACUAUACUUGGGGCCUGUUGA
This is a messenger RNA of Thunnus maccoyii (southern bluefin tuna), 2490 nucleotides long. RefSeq names its product patched domain-containing protein 3 (gene ptchd3b). NCBI's taxonomy places the organism in Eukaryota, Metazoa, Chordata, Actinopteri, Scombriformes, Scombridae. The transcript is spliced from 4 exons. Bases 1 to 2490 code for a protein of 829 amino acids. Gene Ontology annotation, cellular component: membrane. The record is from RefSeq and is a predicted model, not a curated record.